Messenger RNA from Nycticebus coucang (slow loris), 1190 nucleotides. RefSeq names its product high mobility group box 2 (gene HMGB2). Gene Ontology annotation, cellular component: nucleus. The transcript has 5 exons. Gene Ontology annotation, molecular function: DNA binding, bending. The record is from RefSeq and is a predicted model, not a curated record. Bases 179 to 811 code for a protein of 210 amino acids. Lineage: Eukaryota; Metazoa; Chordata; Mammalia; Primates; Lorisidae. Gene Ontology annotation, biological process: regulation of transcription by RNA polymerase II.
GGGCCCGUCAAGUUGCCGUGGCGCGGAGAAGUCUGCAAAACAAGAGGCUGAAGAUUGCGCCGGGGAGAAGCCACUUCACGCCAGAGCUCCAGGGAGGCAGCGUUGCGGGCGGAUCCGGCCGCCGUUGCGGGGACUCUUGAGGGAAAAGCUCGCAGCAGGUGGACGCGGCGCCGCCGCCAUGGGCAAGGGAGACCCCAACAAGCCGCGGGGCAAGAUGUCGUCGUACGCCUUCUUCGUGCAGACGUGCCGCGAAGAGCACAAAAAGAAGCACCCGGACUCCUCCGUCAACUUCGCGGAGUUCUCCAAGAAGUGCUCCGAGCGGUGGAAGACCAUGUCUGCAAAGGAAAAGUCCAAGUUUGAAGAUAUGGCCAAAAAUGACAAAGCUCGCUAUGACAGAGAGAUGAAGAACUACGUUCCUCCCAAAGGCGACAAGAAAGGAAAGAAAAAAGAUCCUAAUGCUCCUAAAAGGCCCCCGUCUGCCUUUUUCCUGUUUUGUUCAGAACAUCGCCCAAAGAUUAAAAGUGAACACCCGGGCCUGUCCAUUGGGGAUACUGCAAAAAAAUUGGGUGAAAUGUGGUCUGAGCAGUCAGCCAAAGAUAAACAGCCAUACGAACAGAAAGCAGCAAAGCUAAAGGAGAAAUAUGAAAAGGAUAUUGCUGCAUACCGUGCCAAGGGCAAAAGUGAAGCAGGGAAGAAAGGCCCUGGCAGGCCAACAGGUUCAAAGAAGAAGAAUGAACCUGAAGAUGAGGAGGAAGAGGAAGAGGAGGAGGAAGAAGAAGAGGAUGAGGAAGAGGAGGAAGAUGAAGAAUAAAUGGCUAUCCUGUAAUGAUGCGUAUGGAGUGUGUGUGUACGCUCAGGCAAUUGUUUUGCUAAGAAUGUGAAUUCAAGUGCAGCUCAACAUUAGCUCAGUAUAAGAACUGUACAGAUUUUUGUAUAGCUGAUAAGAUUCUUUGUAGAGAAAAUACUUUAAAAAAAUGCAGGUUGUAGCUUUUUGAGGGGCUACUACAUACAGUUAGAUUUUAAAGCUUCUGAUUUUGAAUGUUCCUAAAUAUUUAAUGGUUUAAUUUCUUGACUUGUGUAUGGUAGCACAGCAUACUCUUAGAAACUAGUUUACAUAGUAAGUUUUGGGUUUUUUAAGAUGUUGCGUUUUGUUUUUUUAAAAAGAUUUUGUAAUAAAAGUAUGUAUAUUA